AUGGAAGCCCAAACAGCGUUUGGCCAUGAAAGUCUUGCCUUCCAAAAGUUGUCUCACUCCCAAUGGACUGAUUACUUCCUCUCUAUUCCCAUCAGUGACUCGGGACUGGAUGUUAUUACAAGAGAGAUUGACAUACUCAAACCUGAAAUAAGGGAUCUCAUAUCUUCACAAGGUGACAAUGAGACAUUGAGGAAGAAAGUGCUUUUGAUCCAAUUACUUCUUAGUCUUGGUCUCGCAUUUCAUUUUGAGAAUGAGAUCAAAGAUAUCCUGAUCCAUGCUUUUCAAAGGACAGAGGAUAUAAUUGGCAAUGAAAUGAACUUGUCAACAGUCUCCAACAUUUUCCGCGUAUUUAGAACAUACGGACACAAUAUUUCAUCAAGCGUAUUCAAUAGAUUUAAAAAGGACGGUGGGAAGUUUGAGGAAUCUCUUAUGGGAGAUACUAAAGGUAUACUAAGCCUGUAUGAAGCAGCUCACUUGGGAACAACGACAGAUGAUAUAUUCGAGGAAGCUUUGAAGUUCACAUCGAGUCAUUUGGAGUCCUUGCUGGAAGGUGGGACGUGCCUGCCUCAUGUCUCAACGCUUAUAAGAAAUACACUUUACUUACCUCAGCGUUGGAAUAUGGAGGCAGUAGUUGCAAGGGCAUACAUUUCUUUCUACGAGCAAGAAGAAGAUCACGACAAGAUGCUACUCAAAUUAGCCAAGCUCAGUUUCAAGUUACUGCAAAUGCAUUACAUCAAAGAGCUGCAAACUUUUAUCACAUGGUGGAAGGAGCUAGGUGUUACAUCCAAGAUGCCAAGUCAGUUUAGAGAGCAGAUCGUAGAGGCGUGGCUAGCAGGACUGAUGAUGUAUUUCGAACCUCAAUAUUCAGGUGGAAGGGUUAUUGCCGCCAAAUUCAACUACCUCCUUACCAUUUUAGAUGACGCUUGCGAUGAUUAUUUCUCUAUUCCCGAGAUUGCAAGCCUCGUCGAUUGUGUGGAAAGAUGGAGUCCUAAUGACGUUCACACACUAGAUGAUUUGUCACGGCUGGUCUUCCAGCUUUCGUUAGAUGUUUUUGACGAUAUCGAAAAAGGAGUGAGGUCUCAACCCUACCACUUGAAGGAGAUGCUAGAAGAGCUCAAGAUACUCGUAAGAGCAAGCCUUGAUCUUGUCAAAUGGGCACGAGGAAAUAAGGUUCCUGGCUUCGAGGAAUUUGUGGAAGUUGGUGGAACAGCACUUACGACGUAUGCAACAUUAAUGUAUUCUUUUGUCGGAAUGGGAGAUACUGCAGGUAAAGAAGCUUACGAGUGGGUAAGAUCUAGACCGAGAUUGAUCAAAUCUCUAGCUGCAAAGGGUCGUCUAAUGGACGAUGUGACUGACUUCGAGAAGGACAUGAGUAAUGGGUUUGCUGCAAAUGCGAUCAACUAUUAUAUGAAGCAGUUUGAAGUUUCCAAAGAACAGGCAAUGUUAGAAUGUCAAAAGAUGAUUACAGACGUCAAUAAGACCAUAAAUGAAGAGUUAUUGAAGACAACCGCUGUGCCAUGUCGUCGAGUUCUCAAGCAAGCCCUCAAUUUUGGACGCUUAUUGCAUGUCCUCUACAGCAAGUCCGAUGAUAUAUACAAUUGUAGUGAGGGAAAACUCAAAGAGUAUAUAGUCACCUUGCUUGUAGAUCCAAUAAGUCUUUGAAUUACACCAUGAGUUAAGACAGUGACAAUGUUUAUAUCUCACUGUUGAACAACAUCAUCUUAAA
Molecule: messenger RNA, 1726 nt
Organism: Raphanus sativus (radish)
Lineage: Eukaryota; Viridiplantae; Streptophyta; Magnoliopsida; Brassicales; Brassicaceae
Product: (Z)-gamma-bisabolene synthase 2-like
Exons: 8
Coding region: 1-1662 (553 amino acids)
Biological process (GO): diterpenoid biosynthetic process
Molecular function (GO): terpene synthase activity; magnesium ion binding
Source: RefSeq, a predicted model, not a curated record